This is a messenger RNA of Batrachochytrium dendrobatidis JAM81, 1293 nucleotides long. RefSeq lists its product as uncharacterized. The record is from RefSeq and is a predicted model, not a curated record. Gene Ontology annotation, biological process: regulation of alternative mRNA splicing, via spliceosome. The transcript is spliced from 3 exons. Bases 1 to 1293 code for a protein of 430 amino acids. Lineage: Eukaryota; Fungi; Chytridiomycota; Chytridiomycetes; Rhizophydiales.
AUGAGUGGCAAGCCGCUCCAGUUUGGACUUAAUGUGUCCAAGACAUCCAAGCCAUUAGCUGUAUCUGGAGGGAAACUCUCCUUUACUCUGGGUCGCAAGAAAGUAGCCAACCCACUUGCUGGCCAGGAGCGAGACUCGGACGAAGAACAGAACGAUACAUCAGCAACCAUUACAACCAUUCAGGAUUUUGACUCUGUUGGCUCCAACAGUCAUGAUAGAUUAGAUAACGGAGCCGAUGCCACACGAAUAGCAGCUGCAGAAGAGAGAGAGCGCAAUCGACUAGCUAGCAAACUGGAGCAGCAGCGAGUAAAUGCCGAGCUACGGGCCAUUCAGGCAAAACAAGUAGCUGCAGUUGAAAUAGCAGAGCAAUUGGCAAAAGAAUCCGAUCCCACUCUGUUUGACUAUGACACUGCAUAUGAUUAUCUAAAAGAAGCUAGCUUGAUUAAGCAACGACAGAGAGAUGGUGCCAAUGACGACUCAAUUCGAAAAAAGCCAAGAUAUAUUGAGGCCUUGCUAUCUGCAUCCUCAAAACGCAAGAUUGAACUUGAAAGAGCAGAAGAGCGUAAGAUCCAGCGAGAGAGAGAGGAGGAUGGAGACAAGUUUGGCGAAAAGGAUAUGUUUGUCACCGAGGCUUACUUGCAGCGCAAGGAAGAGCUUCGCAAGAUUGAAGAGGAGGAAAAGCGUAAAGAAGAAACUGAAGCCAACAAUCGUGAUAUGACUGGAUUCUACAAGAAUAUUCUGGAAAGACAAGAAGCAGAUGCUGUAGAUCUUGCCAAGAUUGCUGCGUUGGCUGCACAAAAUAUCAAUGACGAUACGGGAAAACACAAGCUGACAUUGUUGGACGAAGCUUUGGAAACAGAACGACUAGAACGUGAGCGACAGCGACAGAUUCUCGAGUCGGGUAAUAUUAUUAUGAACGACUUUGAUGAAAUUGUAGACAAACGACAACUACUCGCUGGAGGACUUAAUCUGACUGUCAAGACAUUAAAGCAAAUUGAACUCGAAAGAAAGGAAAGCGAAGAACGCAAGGAGCUCGAACUAAAGGCUAAACAAUCUCGAGAUGCAGAGCAAAGAGCACAACGAGUUCGUGCUCAGCGCGCUCGAGAACAAGCCAACAGAUCGGCCAAGGCAUCAUUGCAGCAACAGGAGCAGAAAAAGCAGGAGGCUGCUGAAGAGGCGGAGCAAAACAAGGCUCGAUUAGAAGUGAUGGCAGCGUCCAAAGUAUCUGAUAUCCAAGUACAGAGUGCACGAGACAGAUACCUUGCCAGAAAAAAAGCAGAUGAAUCCAAAUAA